Messenger RNA from Juglans regia (Persian walnut), 860 nucleotides. Its product is annotated as CST complex subunit TEN1. Gene Ontology annotation, cellular component: CST complex. Gene Ontology annotation, biological process: negative regulation of telomere maintenance via telomerase. The coding region runs from base 265 to 654 and encodes 129 amino acids. The record is from RefSeq and is a predicted model, not a curated record. The transcript is spliced from 5 exons. NCBI's taxonomy places the organism in Eukaryota, Viridiplantae, Streptophyta, Magnoliopsida, Fagales, Juglandaceae. Gene Ontology annotation, molecular function: telomeric repeat DNA binding; telomerase inhibitor activity; single-stranded DNA binding.
UGCUUCAUCCAGCAAUUUCCCCGUUUUUCCCAUUAUACGAUUUCGUUUCCUCGCCUUCUCUCAGACUGCCACUCACCGAGUCACCGGAGCUUUUCCGAAAGACACUAACAAAGCAAACCCUCCAUCCUUGAAUCAUACUGGGACAAGCAUUUCAUAUUAUUUUGAGUUGGGUGGUUGGCUUGAGACAAAGAUUGGCGCUUUAUGAGUAGGCCAUUGUCUGAUGUGGAGGAUCCAAAAUGCUUUUUUAACUGAAGGGUUGGCUUGAUGGCAUCAUCUGCAAUAAAAUCAGGCACAUUAGUGUCACUACAAGAUAUUUAUCCGUCUUCUCCCUUCUUCAAGCAAGGGGCAUCACUUAGAGUUACUGGAAAGCUACAAGAGUAUUCUGUUGAGACAGCUGUUGCUAUAGUUAUUGAUGGAAAUGCCAACCUGAAGAUCAACACUCAGCACCUAAGGGACCUGAGCUUUCGAGUGGGUUCCUUCUACCAAUUCAUUGGUGAACUCCUUAUCCAGCCUGAUAAUGAGCUGGCUGUUUCAUUUCAGGCUAUAUUGCAAGCACGUGUGGGUAGAAAUGUAGAUGGCAUUGAUCUAAAUCUCUAUCAUCAGUCUCUACAGCUGCUAAGACAGUUUCAAGCUGAUCACUUGAGUACGACCUAAUCCAGGUUCUGGUGUUAAAAAGAUACAACUCGUGAUUUCACCAAGAAAAGUCUCUCUGUAAACUUACUAGAACUCAUGCACUCUUAUCAAAAAUUGGAUUGUCUUUUGGUGCUUAAAUACUUUGAUUUGGAUGUUAUGUUAUUUUAGGAGUAUCUGGAUGUUAAUUUCCCCUGCAGAUCUUUAUCAAUGUUCAUAAAAAUUAGUGC